CCUUUCUGAACAAGUGAACACAAUGAGACAGGACUGCGGAGGAAACCUCAUGUUCAGCAUGUAUCUCUCAGAUCCAACAGAAAAUCUGUUGAAAGAAAGCAAAGGGACAUCAUGGGGUCCAAUAAACACAGGAGUACAAAAAGCGGGCAGAUCCAGCUGUGGCAGUUCCUGCUGGAGCUGCUCUCCGACAGCACCAACAUGUCGUGCAUCGCCUGGGAGGGAACCAACGGCGAGUUCAAGCUCAUCGACCCGGACGAGGUGGCCCGGCGCUGGGGGGAGCGCAAGAGCAAACCCAACAUGAACUACGACAAGCUGAGCCGUGCGCUGCGCUACUACUACGACAAAAACAUCAUGACCAAAGUGCACGGCAAGAGGUACGCGUACAAGUUCGACUUCCACGGCCUGGCGCAGGUGUGCCAGCCCUCCACCACGGAGCAGGCCAUCUACAAGUUCCAGGGCAACUUCUCCCCGAUCCCCUUCUCCGGGAUUUCCAAACUGAACCUCAUGGCUCCCGGCGUGGGGCCGUCAGGUUUCUCCUACUGGCCCGGCUCCCCGACCACGGCCCUUUACCACAGCCACAACCUGCAGCCCCCGGGGCCCUUCGGCACCGUGUCCCCGUCUCACAUCAGCUGUGUCAACAACAUCAACAGCCUGAGUAACAUCAACAACCACUACAACUGACUUUUACUGCGUCUUCUCCACUCUCUGGAAGAAGAUCAACAGCACGAGUGACACGCAGCAGCGAGCGAGAGGAGAGGUUUCAAAGAGGGCAGGAAGACUGCAGGUGAAAGUAUGGUGUGGGCUAAAUAUAUUUGGUUUGUAAAAAAAUGCGUAAAAAGGACACGCAUGGGCUGUUUUUAAAGGUGAGAUUUUGGCCUAUAGACGAUGCUGAAACUACAGUUGUAUGUAAGCAUGAAACACUAUUUAGACAAAGAUGUUUUAUCUUAUUUGGGCCCACACAUAUUCCCCGACUGAUCAGUAAAUUCAUCCAGGAGGCGCCGAAAUUACGCACGUCGGUUUAACUUUUACUCGCCUUUAUUAAUAAGUACAAGUAUUGGAUUGUAUUCAUAAACAGCCCAUGUGUUUAAUUUCCCUAUUUCAUCCACAAUCUGUGAAAUUAAAUCAUGCAUAAAUAAAUGUUUUCGUGUGGAAGAGCAGUUUUCCAAAUGAACAAAUGACAGAACAUUAUUUAAGAUGAUAGUUCCAUUUUUAUCAGUUCUCAUCCUUCUGCUUCGCCUCAUCCACUCUUUGAGGUCUGGGUCUGUUUUUAUACACAAGAUGAUUGUGGGAGCAAAAUAUCAACUAUUUCUGGACUACUGGCGCCAUCUUGUGGUUUUAUGAAAUAGCCAAAUGCUCGCUGGACUUAAUAACAAAGUAAAUCUCACCACCACCACGACAAUAUCAUCUUAACCAGUCAACUUCUCAGUUUUCUUUAUUACAGAAAUUACUAACACGUCCUUCACUCACUUGCAAUAAAAUAAAAGGCCUUCACAGGUAUAGAGCUGUAAUUUGUGUGACAAGUGAAUAGUAAGAGAAACUGUGAAUCCUCUGUAAAUACCGUAGGGUGCGGACACGCUCAGGCUGUCGCUGCUUUUUAGUGAUUUUGAAGUGAAUUACAGUGCAUCCAUUCUCAUGAGCUCCUUCUGUAGCUAGAGCAACUGUACCAAUGACAAACAAAUGAAGUGAAUAAAGAUAGAUUGUUACGAUCAAGCCUCUUUAUGUCUCUGAAUUGUGCAUCAAUGAACACUUUGCUUCAUCACCAAAGCACCACCGUGCCAGUAAACACUGCACACUGUUUUAAUGUGGUACAACACUCCCCUCUAAAUGUACAACUUUAAUUGGAUCGUAUGAUAAAGCAGUGUUUGAAUCAGAUUAGAAUGAUGGGAAGUGUACAAGGCAAAAUGAGAAGAUAUAGAAAUGUUCACACACAGUGGACAGUAUGACACUGUGUUGACUUGUGAUACUGAAGGUGAGCAGGUUUGGCUGCCUCAUUUACCUACAGUGAAACUGUUGCUCCAAGCUCAGUUACAAGGCUAACAUUGUGUGUCUAUAAAUAGUGUUUAUAGAGAGAUCAUUUAUGAAUAUAUUUUAAUAUGGGAUUUUCCCCGAUAUCCAGAUGCCUAUUCUACUCUUGUUCCUCCAGUGACUCAUGACAGUCUCUGUUCUAAGGAAGGGCGACUCAACUGCACGACACAGCAGCAUCAUUAAUUCAUUUAAUUACAUGUUUAACAUAAUACAACUGGAAGAACAAAAGCUAUGACUGACAAUGCUCAUUCUCACGCUCAGUCCUUGGACACAGCACAAAAACAUUUGAGAUCUGAAUUGGCUCCAGUUAAAAACUGUAUGAUUUUUGAAGGUUAAUAGUCAAAUGAUAAGUUUGUUCUGGACUGGAGUAUUCAAUCUGAAAAGCUAAAUCUAGGAAUUAGCAUUUUUGGUUUGCGGUAUUUUAUGGAUUUAGUCAAUACUCUGUAUCAUACUUGUGUUUUUGUACCUUUUCUGUGGUACUUGGCUGCAGCUGAAGCUCAUGUAGCACAGAGCUGUGCCACAGUGUGACACUGGAUAUUGUUUUCCACACGAGGGCGCCAUACCUCUUCCAACAAACAGUGCCCUGUUUACAUAACUCAGUGACAGCAAUGUUGGUCCAUUAUAGAACACAGAGGCGUCUGCAGAGAGGAGAUUAACCCCAAACCUCUUUCUGUGACAGUGCAACAGAGACUUAAAGUGCGUGUGAGUGCGUGAGUGUGUGGGGGGUAACUCAUUCACUUAUUCACCACAGUAGUGUUUGUGUGUGUGUGUCCUGCAUAUUAAAAUGAAAGAAGUGGGGUUGCUAUUGACAACUGAAUCCCUCUGUCACACAUACACACACUUGUCUCUCUAUA
This is a messenger RNA of Paralichthys olivaceus (Japanese flounder), 2879 nucleotides long. Lineage: Eukaryota; Metazoa; Chordata; Actinopteri; Pleuronectiformes; Paralichthyidae. The record is from RefSeq and is a predicted model, not a curated record.